GUUCCAGUUUUCAGUCAUAAUUCGCUGGAGAGCUAACCUGAGCACAUCUCGUGGAGUCCAAGAGAACUUGACAAUCGGUAUUCACUGUGUGGCAUCUGUAUUCCUUCACACUGUUAAACUUUAACUUCAGCCGUGUUUAAUUCUACACACUGACAGAAAUGGAUACGACCUCAAGAACAACACUGCACAGGCAAUGCACCCAAGGUCUCCUUACCAGCCUGCUCCUGUCUGCCAUCGUGGCGCUGUGUACGUCGACGCCCAUACCACCCGAGCAAAUACAUCCCUGGCGGCACUACGAACGGCUGGUGAGAGAAACACAUGUUCUGGACGAGCAACAUCACAACGUCUACACAAGCUUCAAAACGAUCCGAUUCGACGAUGCAUCGAUCAGGAUUGACGAUUUCAGAAUCGCAGGUGUCCCUAGUUUAAACGACCUACCCGCCCCCGUCGACCGGUAUUCAAUGCAGGAGAGCGAGCUUCUGCCAAUCCACUACUCGAGACUACAUGUGUUUGAGCAGAUCUUGGCCAGGGCCAGAGCGGACGAGUUUCAGCUUAGGAUGGAAGGUGACGCCAACUUCCACGACCACUUGUUGGUAGUUUUGAACCACCUCCAGCGAGUCGUCUCCAAACUCAGACAAACGAUGGUGUCUCUUGACAUUGCCCACGAUUUCGACGCCACGCCCUCCAACAUCGUCUUCGCAAACAACCAGAACCAUUCUUACCUGAACAUGAGGAUCCUGUACAUCUUACAAGAACUCAACGACAACCUCUCGCCCGCCCUGGAGGACUUCCUCAAAUUUAUGGAUACGCAUGAGCAGCCGUCGUCAUAGCAACUCUGAUCACGAAAAAAAAAAGAUAAGACUUUUUUAACGAAAAGCCCGCCAAUUCCGAGGGAAGAUGGUAAAGCUUCAUGCGGCCUAUGAUCGCAGUAGGCCUACACGCCUCCAUCGGCUAUUUAUUUAUUUAUUUUUUAAGUUUUGCAAUAUACUGAAAUCGGUCGGUAAAGACCCGUUCCCAUUGUCCAGUGUGAGCAGUCAGUUCGCGCUUUUUCUGUUUUUAAGUAAGCGAUAUUCGCCAUUUUACUCGCAUUGUGGACCCUAUUCUGUUACUGGUUGUCAUGGUUGUUUUAAUUGUUUAGAGACUUUUAACUGAACUAUUAACCAAAGAUCAAGCAAACACAGUGGAUUCGGAUGUAGCUCUUUUUUUGUUUGGAAAAGAAUCGGAAUUUUAAAUGAAAAUCUCUGCACGUCUGGAAAUGAUUCUGAAAUUUUGCACUCGUCGUGAUUUUUGUAAAGUCGAAAAUUCUCCAUACUGAUUGGUGAGGGGACAUUUUUUAAUGCGCGUAUUUUAAUGAUCUACUGGAAAUGGUGGCGGGAAAUAAAACCAAAAAUAAGAUUUCUUUCAAUAUUCAUCAUCAUUAUUUAAUUGUAUUCAGAACGCAGUGCGUUUUCAUGUGAAGGGAGCAGUAAUAUGCAUUAAGUUAUUUGUUCUUUGUGCCUAGAGCAUUGUAAAUUCUUUUAUAUGUUGUAUUUAUUUUAUCUUUAAACAAAUAUUUAAGGAGAGAAUGGAAGCGAAGAAUGAACAGUACUUAUAUGUGCCGUUUAAUUAGCAUAGUAUUUAUUACAAAUUAAUUUAUUGCGUAUUUAUAACUGGCAUGGAUGUACUUGGACAGAUAUCUUUAAAAGAUGGCGACCCAAUUAAAAAAUAGACCCAAUUGGAAAAUUGACCUAAUUGGGGGAAAAAAGUGAUCCCGUUUUGCAUUGAAUUUACAGUGGGAAAAAUUGCUAUCUCUUAUUUCACUGUGAAGUUAUGUUCUCACGAGGAUUUAACUUCCCUUGUCCAAGUCUUUCCCAGUGGAAGUUUUGCUUAUCAAAGAAUUCUUUGUAACAUAAAAUAUUUUGGUACUUUUUCUUAAAAUAUAGCAAUGUAAAUACUUAUUUUGAUAUUUUUAUAAUAGUAUUUAAAGCGGUUAAUAUUUAAUAUCGUAUUUAGCAGCUGGUGCUGUUUUGGGGGGUUGUUUUGUAAAUGCUCUCAAGUAUGUCUCAAAAUUGCAAGAAAAGAUAAAA
This is a messenger RNA of Patiria miniata (bat star), 2066 nucleotides long. RefSeq lists its product as uncharacterized. Lineage: Eukaryota; Metazoa; Echinodermata; Asteroidea; Valvatida; Asterinidae. The record is from RefSeq and is a predicted model, not a curated record. The coding region runs from base 159 to 830 and encodes 223 amino acids. The transcript has 5 exons.